CUUCAGCUAGCUUGACGCUGGUCCGCUAACUUAUGUUUAGUCAGCCAACCGAAGUAUGGACUCCUUUUACUCUCCACAUUUCACACCCGAACGUUAAAUGACGAACACGCGCGACGAUAUGACCGACAACCGCCGUUUUAUCUGUUGUUACUUCGGGCGAAUUGUUUUAUAAACGGAAACGCUAGCUUGUGCGUAACGGCGACGUCUUCUCCGUCUCUCCGCAUCUCUCCUCGAGCAGCGAAACGCGGCUAGCUGCGAUGUGAUUAUGAAUUACAUCCGUCGGGGGGGGGAAGUUUUAAUGGGCGUCAUCACCGCUGAAUGGCUCCGAUAACACGUCAUCUUCCGUCACUCGAGGCCUGAGCGCUGUGAUUUCCAACACUCGGGAGGAACCGCUAUAUUUUGCAUUUCGGAGGAAGGGAGGCGGUAACUGAAGACACCGCAUCCACUGCUCCGUUGCUAACAUCACAAUACAGAGGAGGAGGAGAGGGGGGUGGUGGGGAAAAAAAGAUGUCUUUCUUCAAUUUUCGCAAGAUAUUCAAGCUGGGACCCGACAAGAAGAAGAAGCAGUACGAGCACGUGCACCGCGACGUCAACCCCGAGGAGAUAUGGGACAUCAUCGGGGAGCUCGGAGAUGGAGCCUUCGGGAAAGUGUACAAGGCUCAGAACAAGCAGAACAAAACCCUCGCUGCCGCCAAGGUGAUCGACACCAAGACGGAGGAUGAAUUGGAGGACUACAUGGUGGAGAUCGAGAUCCUCGCCUCCUGCGACCACCAUCACAUCGUCAAGCUGCUGGAUGCCUUCUAUUUUGAUGGCAAGCUGUGGAUUCUGAUUGAGUUCUGUGCGGGUGGUGCAGUGGAUGCCAUCAUGCUGGAGCUCGAGAGGCCCCUGACGGAGCCCCAGAUCCGCGUGGUGUGCCGGCAGACUUUGGAGGCCUUGUCUUACCUCCACGAGAACAAAGUCAUCCACAGAGACUUGAAAGCCGGGAACAUUCUCCUCUCUCUGAAUGGAGAAGUGAAACUGGCUGACUUUGGGGUGUCCGCUAAAAAUACCAAGACUUUUCAGAGGAGAGAUUCUUUCAUCGGCACUCCGUAUUGGAUGGCCCCAGAGGUGGUGAUGUGCGAAACUUCCAAGGACCGUCCGUACGACUUCAAGGCCGACAUCUGGUCCCUCGGCGUAACCCUGAUCGAGCUGGCGCAGAUCGAGCCGCCCAACCACGAGAUGAACCCCAUGAGAGUGCUGCUGAAAAUAGCCAAGUCGGAGCCACCCACACUCAUGCAUCCUUCUCGCUGGUCACCGGAAUUUAACGACUUUCUGCGAAGGGCGCUUGAUAAGAAUGUGGACAAUAGGUGGGGCACGCAACAGCUUCUACAGCAUCCUUUCGUCACCAGUGUGACGGACAGCAAACCGCUCAGAGAGCUCAUAGCUGAAGCCAAAGCUGAAGUCACAGAGGAGAUCGAGGACAGCAAGGAGGAGGAGGAGGAGGAAGAGCCUGAUACGCCUUUGGCGGCUCCCGGGCACAAGCGAGUGCCAUCAGAUGCCAGCGCGGCCAGCUCAGAGGAUGACAAAGUCCCGCCGACUUCCUCCGCCCUGGAAUCCGUUACAGAGAAGACGGAGGCCGAGUCGGCCGAGGACCGGAUCAGCGACAAGCUGUCCGAUGAGGGUCUUGGAACGAGCGAGGUAGACAAGACGGAGGAGGAGAAACUCAACGAGGUGUCGGAUGCUAGCAAUGAAGACCUAGCCUCUGGGCUAACAGAACCCGCCAAGGACUUUAUAUCGCAAGGUCCUACAGAGCCGCCUGGACCAGGAGAUAGUCGAGCUGAGGAGAUUCCCGCUGAGCCUGUGGUUGCACAGCCAGAUGAAGCUGGAGAUGCAGUGGACACCCAAGAACUUUUACCAGGUGGUCAAACAACAGUGGAGGAACGGAAGGAGAUGCAAGGAGAGAAAACGGUCAAAGAAGAAGAAGAAGAAGAAAAAGCUGCUGGUACAGGAGAAUCCAUUGAAUCCCAUGGCCGACCCGAAGACAAACUAGAAGAACCAGAAUUCGUAUCAGGGGAGGUGGCUCUGGCAGAAGAAGAAAGCAAGGAGCCAGAUGAGACCCCUCGGCAUGAAUUGACAGACGACAGAAUAGAAAACACUGCUAAUGUCACCGUUGUAAACAUACACCCCCAGAGUACAGCGUCGAAGGUAGUGGACACGAACAUAAAUGUCGCCACGGACACAAAGUUGAGCGAGGACGAGUCCCCUGCUGCGGUGCUGCCGGACAAAGAGGCCACAGAGGAAAAGCCCGCGGACGGGGCAGAGCAGCUUCAACCAGACGAUCCGAAUAAGGGGGAGGACGAUCGGGGGGAACAGGCCCCAAACACACCCACAAAUGCAGUCAGCGACGAAGCCAAAGUCCCCUCGGAGGAGUCUCACCCGGCGGUCCCAAGUAGAGACGAGGAGGAAGCUCCUGGCGUAGACGAGAGCACCUCCCAAGAUGCCACCCGCGUGCCGGAGGAGAGCGAAACGGGUCCAGAGAGCAAGACGGAGGGCGGGAGCCCCGCCGCGGCUCAGCCGGAUUUAGAGAAGGACUCCGACUCCGGAAGCAGCUCUGCCGCCGAUAGCAACAGCCUUGACCUCAACCUGUCCAUCUCCAGCUUCCUGUCGAAGACCAAGGAAGGGGGCUCCGUGUCCAUGCAGGAGUCCAGACGUCAGAAGAAGACCCUGAAGAAGACGCGCAAGUUCAUGGUGGACGGCGUGGAGGUCAGCGUGACGACGUCGAAGAUAGUGACGGACAGCGACACCAAGAGCGAGGAGCUGAGGUUCCUGAGGCGGCAGGAGCUGAGAGAGCUGCGCCUCCUGCAGAAAGAGGAGCAGAGGGCCCAGCAGCAGCUGAGCAACAAGCUGCAGCAGCAGAGAGAGCAGAUCUUCCGACGCUUUGAACAGGAAACCGCGGCCAAGAAGCGUCAGUAUGACCAAGAAGUGGAGAACCUUGAGAAGAAGCAGAAGCAGACCAUCGAGCGGCUGGAGCAGGACCACACCAGCCGGCUCCGAGACGAAGCCAAACGCAUCAAGGCGGAUCAGGACAAGGAGCUGUCCAAGUUCCAAAACAUGCUGAAGAACCGGAAGAAAGAGGCCAAACAGGAAGUUGGACAGUCCCCCAAACACAUGAGAAAAGACCUCAUGAAACGCGUAAGGGAGGAUCUGUUGCUCCUUAAGAACUCCGAGGAGCAAGAGUUCCUACAGAAGCAGCAGCAAGAGCUGGACGGAGCUCUGAAGAAAAUCAUCCAGCAGCACAAACUGGAGAUCACCACCAUUGAGAGAGACUGCUUGAAUCACAAGCAGCAGCUGAUGAGAGCUCGAGAGGCGGCCAUGUGGGAGUUAGAGGAGCGCCAUCUGCAGGAGAAGCACCAGCAGCUGAAGCAGCAGCUGAAAGACCAGUACUUCCUGCAGAGACACCAGCUGCUGAAGAGGCAUGAGAAAGAGAUGGAGCAGAUGCAUCGCUACAACCAGCGAAUGUUCGAGGAGAUGAAGAACAAACAGAACCAAGAGAGGGUUCGUCUGCCCAAGAUUCAGCGGAGCGAGGCCAAAACCCGCAUGGCCAUGUUCAAGAAGAGCAUCCGCAUCACCGCCACGGCAGCGGUCACGCCCGAGCAGGAGAGGGAACGGAUAAAACAGUUUGCUUCUCAGGAAGACAAGAGGCAGAAGAACGAGAGGCUCCAUCAACACCAGAAACACGAGAACCAGAUGAGAGAUCUGCAGCUGCAGUGUGACUCGAACAUCCGGGAGCUGCAGCAGCUGCAGAAUGAGAAAUGCCACCUUCUGAUUGAACAUGAGACUCAGAAGCUGAAGGAGCUGGAUGAGGAGCACAGCCAAGAGAUAAAGGAGUGGAGAGAGAAGCUGAGACCAAGGAAGAAGGCGCUCGAGGACGAGUUCACACGGAAGCUCCAGGAGCAGGAGGUCUUCUUCAAGAUGAGCGGCGAAUCCGAAUGCCUUAACCCCAGCACCCAGAGUCGAGUAUCCAAAUUCUACCCCAUCCCGAACCUGCACAACUCUGGUUUAUAGCCUCCGUCCGUUUCGUCUGCGCCACGGAACGGACUCCCGCGGAACCCCCGGCCGCGCUCACGGACUCUUCCAGAUGGAGCGGCGUGAUUUCUCCCACCGUUACUGGGCUUUGAUUCCACCGUUUAGUGAGCAUGACGUGCUUACACACAGGUCCCCUCACUUAAAUCUUUUUUUUUUCUCAGCUAUUUGAGAAAUGUCCAAUGAUAGUGAAAUGCACUUUUUGGAGCAUGUUCAAAAUUCAAAAGCCUGCAAUAGGUAGCGUAUUUUAAGCACAGCCUGCUUCAGUAUGAAUGAUCUCCAGUGCCUCAUUUGUUCUUUUUUUUGUUCUGUGUCUGCAGCCCUCAGUGUUUUACAGUAAAUACACAAGUUCCCCCUGAAUGUCUUGCACUUAAAUAACUGGUUAUCGUUUCCACCCACAAGAUGUUGGGAGAUUAAACGGACAGAGAUCUUGUGUCACUGCAUGCAAGGGAGAUUUGUUAUGCUGUGGUCUGAAGAUGGAGUCUAAAACAGCAAUGCGUUGGGAUCCAAAGUGCUGUGAGUUCAAAUUAAAAGGAAUGUACUGUGUUGUAAAUGAUGCGCUGAGUGAAACGUUACUUGUGUACCGACAUGUGGGGUUUAAUCGGAUAUGAAGGUCCUAAGAAUUUGUGCUAAUGUCCACAUAGUAAAGCGCAGGGGUGACCUGCUUCUUCAAGGAGAAUGAUGGAAUACGUAAUAUAUGAAAGCUGAAGGAAUGUAAAGCGGUUUCUUUGCACUGUUUUUGCCUCAUGAGCUAAAGAAUAAAUAUGCAGUAAUAAAACUGUCACCGUAUUUUGACAGUGAGUCACCUUUGUCUCACCCAAGCCUAUUCAAACUGACAUAAUUGUCUCUUUCUUUUUACAUAUCAUUUUACUUUAGUAUUUUAUGAUCAUAUCUUGUUUUCUAAAUAUGUAUUCUGGAAAUAUUGAUGCUGUACUUGCUCUUCUGCUCAGGAGACUAGUGUUGUGUGAAAGGAAUAAAGCUGUUAAUGUUUUGGGUUU
This is a messenger RNA of Gasterosteus aculeatus aculeatus (three-spined stickleback), 5060 nucleotides long. It is a transcript of the gene slka, whose product is annotated as STE20-like kinase a. NCBI's taxonomy places the organism in Eukaryota, Metazoa, Chordata, Actinopteri, Perciformes, Gasterosteidae. Gene Ontology annotation, biological process: protein phosphorylation. The record is from RefSeq and is a predicted model, not a curated record. Gene Ontology annotation, molecular function: ATP binding; protein serine/threonine kinase activity.